AAGCACAAAAUGGGAGGACCAGUUCCUUAUUUUCCUGGGCCACCAACUUCCGCAUUAACGAUGGGGAUGUUGCAAGUAGAUUCCCCUGCCGCUAACUGAGCCGCCCGGCCAAUCAUUAACCCCGUUGCCUGCAAGCUGUAGGAUCCCACCGAUUCCCCAAGAGGAGGAACAGCAGAUGGACUCGACACCAGUGAGGAUGCUGGUCUGGGCCUUCAUCCUGUUGAUCCUGGGUGAUCUCUCCUGGGCAGCUGAGCCUCCACAGUACUGCUAUGGUGCACCGGGCCUCCCUGGAACCCCUGGGGCUCUGGGCAAAGAUGGCCGAGAUGGUCAAAAGGGAUCCAAAGGAGAACCAGGUCCUCCAGCCAUUCCUGGAAGCCACGGUCCCAAGGGAGAACCAGGUUCUCCUGGCCUUCCAGGUCUGCCAGGGAAAAGUGGACCUAGAGGAGCUCCAGGAAACUUAGGAGAACAUGGUCCCAAAGGGGAAGACGGUGAUCCAGGGGACUCUGGUGGCUACAAGAACAUGUACCAAUCAGCCUUCUCGGUCAAGCGUCAGACGCAUGAGCACCCCGUGAAGGACAGGCCGGUGGUCUUUCACGGAAACAUCACCAACACUUACCACGAUUAUGACACCGCCACGGGCAAGUUCACCUGUCGCAUUCCUGGCGUCUAUUACUUCACUUUCCACACCUCCUUGACAGCCAACCUCUGUGUCAACAUGUAUCUGAACCUGGAGAAGGUGGCCAGCUUCUGCGAUCAUCUGUCCAACCCCAAGCAAGUCAGCUCAGGUGGGGUCCUGCUCCACUUGCAAAGAGGCCACCAGGUCUGGCUGGCAGUCAACGACUACAAUGGCAUGGUUGGGAUGGCUCAGGCCGACAGCGUGUUCUCCGGCUUCCUGCUCUUCCCUGAUUAACUUCCUGAUCUUCAUCCUGCCUGGAGUUGACCCUUCCCAGAUCUUGCCCCGUUCUUCU
Molecule: messenger RNA, 968 nt
Organism: Candoia aspera
Lineage: Eukaryota; Metazoa; Chordata; Lepidosauria; Squamata; Candoiidae
Gene: C1QC
Product: complement C1q C chain
Exons: 3
Coding region: 176-910 (244 amino acids)
Molecular function (GO): protein binding
Source: RefSeq, a predicted model, not a curated record